Messenger RNA from Drosophila simulans, 1572 nucleotides. RefSeq lists its product as uncharacterized. The record is from RefSeq and is a predicted model, not a curated record. The transcript is spliced from 5 exons. NCBI's taxonomy places the organism in Eukaryota, Metazoa, Arthropoda, Insecta, Diptera, Drosophilidae. The coding region runs from base 29 to 1294 and encodes 421 amino acids.
CGAUCAGUUGAUUUUUGAAUUCGUCGCGAUGUUUCCGAUUAACGCCGUGAUCCUGGCCAUUGUGGUUAUUUCCGUACUGACCCAGGAUGCAAGUGGAACGUGUAAACUGAACAUCGGUGUUCCGGCUCCGCUUGUUAUUACCAAUUUUGGCUCCCAGCGCAUAUUGUCCGAUUUCUUGACAACAUAUGAGGGUGAAAAGGGCCAGACCAUUCGCCUUUCAUGCGCGAGUGGAUUUUCCAUGGACUAUGUUUAUAAUUACGGCGGCCAUUCAUCGCAGACAGUUGACGCGACUGAACUUACAGUAACCUGCGACAGUGAUCAGAGGUUUACGUUUAUCUAUAACGAUAGAAAAAAUAGUAUAAUUAGUGUUCGGUGUCUGGAGGACGGCCCUCAGUUGUUUGAGAGCAUGACCAAAUUGCCAAAUUGCACGGGCAUGACCCUGGUUUUAGGGAAAAAAUUCGAUGGCAAGGGCCUAAUUAAAGAUUCGGCAUUGUGCUACGAUUUGGCCGCAUCUCAAUUGAAAUAUAUUGGUUAUACCACAAGUUUCCAUAAUAUCCGGAUUGUCUCAGAGCACCAAUUGGGACAACUUAACCAUAUCGGACUUGAUAUUCCUAUCAGAUACCAAAAAUAUCUAUUCGAGACCAUCAGGAAGAGUGAACUUGCUGCGUACUUGGCGAAGGAUUUUCAGAUUGGCAGUUUGGUCCAGGAUGAGCUGGUUAGUAGGCACUUGGUUGGCUACGAGGACUUGAUGAGCACCGUCUGGUUGGAGGUUCUGCGUUCCGGCAACUGGAAGCACUGGACGAAGGCAAUGCAUGAUGCCAUCGGUGUCCACUUCGACAUUCGUUUGGGUGUCUCCGGUAGCGUGAAGCUGCCGACGUCCACCGGACAAUCAUGCAACGCAAGCCGAUCGUUGAACAUUGAACUGCUGAGCGGCAAAUCCCUGCCCAUUCCCGCCCACAUUUGGGCCCAUGUGCAAGCUGUGGAGAAGACCGGUACCGGACAGGAUGAGUUCGUCAUCAUUGGCCACAACUCGCCCUUCUAUCGCAGUGACUUAAGCAAUCUGUGCCCCUCGAUGUGCAACCAGGUGUCCUGGCUGAGGAACACCCUCUUCGCCAGACUCCACGAGUUUCCCGCCUUUGGAAUGGUGCAGUGCUGCCGUGUGGAGGAUGUGGCCCACAAACUGGACAAUUUUCCCGGUCCCUUUGAGAAUGCAAAUAUGAAUGUCAGCAGGACAACCGAGGCUACAACGACACCAACAGUGGAUCUCGCUUAUGAGAACGAUGAACAUAUAUAAACAAUAGCUUGGUUUAACAUUCAAAAAAGAAACAUGGACACAUUUAGGGUGAAAUGCAUUAACAAAUGCGUAAUCUCAAUACUUUAAACCAUAUUAUCCCUCUGUUCCAGCAAAUAUGGGACCCUUUGUGUACAUGUAAUUUGUAUAAAGCACCUUUUAAUGCAUUAAUAUGCAUUUAAUGCAAUAAUGCCUACAUAUACUUGUCUAUUUAAUCAGCCCGUUUUGCCUUGUAUCCGUAUACGAUCCUUAAUUCCAGUAAUAAAGUCACAAUCAGCGCA